Molecule: messenger RNA, 1366 nt
Organism: Leguminivora glycinivorella
Lineage: Eukaryota; Metazoa; Arthropoda; Insecta; Lepidoptera; Tortricidae
Exons: 2
Coding region: 31-1104 (357 amino acids)
Source: RefSeq, a predicted model, not a curated record
UCGAGGUCUGUUAUAAACGAUAGUUUUAACAUGCGCUGUGAAAUAUUUAGAUGGAAAAUGAUAUUAGCCGUUGCUUUUGCAUUGGCCUACAGCUGUGGCGCCUCACUCGUUCCUAACGCCACUGAAGAGCCGAUAGUUGAGCACUGGAAAUAUGACCAACAAACCCGCCGGCAGGUUCUCCGUGAACAACUCUCCAAAGUCUUAGCUAAAGAUGGCGAGGAACCAUGUACGGCAACCAACUGGUCUUUAGAAAAUUUCAUAGAAAGAUAUUUGGAAAACCCACAACCUCAUUCUCAAUACACUCCACCCGAUAACAAGACCAUCGAAAAUUUAAUAGAAAAUAACGACCAGGCGCUCUUUCACCCGUACAUCUUCGAAGAUUAUUUAAAGAAAUAUAAAAUAGAUGAAGAUAAACAUCUUGGAAUGAAACCCGAUAAAAAAUUUGAAGGUUGGACGUUCACAGACUUCGCAGAAAAAUAUGAAGCGACGAAGGUUUGGGAACGGGUCCGAGACGAAGCACUGAUCGUCGGCCGCAACGAUACACACGACGUUAAAUUCUUCUCACUCACGGAAGGUCUGGACUCGACAGACGAGCUCCUGGGCCUCAAAGUGCCUCGCAGCGGCCGCCGCUUCUGGAACAACCAGUGGCAGGACCCGCAGCUGCCGCACAAUGGGAGCCUGAGGAACGGCGACCUUGAGACCGUCCUGUAUUUCAUGAGACAGGCCAUUUACUUUAGCAGAGACCGAAUGAAGGCCAUGCAACAACUUAGAGACGAAUACAGGGAGAGGGCGGUGUACAAGAUGGGAUAUCUGUUUGGAAAAACUGAUUUUGCAUGUAAAAUUUUCUCUUCUCUCGCAUUCAAAGCAUUUCGGGAUUGUUCGGUGACGCGAAUGAGAGUAUUCGGUCAGAACCGCGUGUUUAAAUUUUAUUUAGACACGGUGUACAAUAUCGAGCGCCUGCUGGGCAGGUGGUUCGAUGUGGACAUUAUGAAAGACUUGCUGAUAUCUAAUGACAUGAUUGCUCGGAAAGUUCUGUUAAAAGACGAGAAUUUGACUACACCUGAGAUGGUAGUUGAGGCCUUUGACCAAAUGUUUAUCGAAUAAGUGGAUUACCAAUUCGAAUUUGUAAACUUCUUUUUUCAAGUCUCAUUAUAAUUCAAUAAUUAAAUUACAUAUACAAUUUCAUUGGUUCCUUUUUUCAAAAUAAAACUUAAUUACGCGCAGAAGCAGUUUAUUCAAAAGCUUUUAUUUAAACUUAUGGACUGAUUAAAAAGCUUCUUAUAUUAUGCUAAUAGUUAUAUCCUUUACUGUAUAGUAAGCUAAGUAAAAGAAGCUGCUUAUUAAUGCAUAUUAAAUUUCGCGCUUA